Molecule: messenger RNA, 882 nt
Organism: Aspergillus tanneri
Lineage: Eukaryota; Fungi; Ascomycota; Eurotiomycetes; Eurotiales; Aspergillaceae
Product: intradiol ring-cleavage dioxygenase
Exons: 4
Coding region: 1-882 (293 amino acids)
Biological process (GO): catechol-containing compound metabolic process
Molecular function (GO): ferric iron binding; catechol 1,2-dioxygenase activity
Source: RefSeq, a predicted model, not a curated record
AUGGCAUCUCAUCGAUUCGACCCCAAUUUCACCGACAAUGUGAUCAACGCAAUGGGACCCAACACCACUCCGCGCUUCCGGACCCUCAUGGCCAGUCUCAUCCGACACGUGCAUGACUUCGCGCGCGAGAACGAACUGACCGUAGACGAGUGGAUGGCCGGCGUACAACUGAUGAACUGGGCCGGACAAAUGAGCGACCACAAGCGAAACGAAGGGCAAUUAAUCUGCGACGUAAUUGGACUAGAAUCUCUAGUUGACGAAAUCACAUUCAAACUAGCUGACGAAGCAAAAGACGCCCCCACGGCAACAGCCAUUCUAGGGCCCUUCUUCCGAGCCGAUACGCCCUAUCGCCAGAACGGUGAGAACAUCGUCAAGGACGUCCCCGCGGACGGGGAGAUGGUGUUCAUGCACGGCCGAAUUGUCGAUUUCAGCACGAAGAAGCCGCUGGUCGGUGCAACCGUUGAGGUAUGGCAGGCGUCGACGAAUGGGUUGUAUGAACAGCAGGAUCCGAACCAGGAGGAGUUCAAUCUCAGAGGGAAAUUUAAGACGGAUGAUACCGGUCGUUAUUUCUUUUAUUGUUUGAGACCGACGCCGUAUCCGGUUCCUAAUGAUGGCCCCGCUGGAAAACUCCUCAAACUCAUGGAUAGGCAUCCGUAUCGUCCGGCUCAUAUCCAUAUCAUCGCAACCUACGACGGCUAUAAACCCCUUACUACUCAAAUCUUCGAUCGCAAAGACAAGUACCUGACCAAUGACUCCGUGUUCGCGGUCAAGGACUCGUUGAUUGUGGACUUCGUGCCUCGCAAGGAUGACUCUCAAGCUGGUCUUGAGUUGGAGUAUGAUGUGAAGUUGGUUCCGACUGAGGAUAAGAGUAAUGGUGCCUAG